This is a messenger RNA of Diorhabda carinulata, 471 nucleotides long. RefSeq names its product protein obstructor-E-like. The record is from RefSeq and is a predicted model, not a curated record. Gene Ontology annotation, molecular function: chitin binding. Gene Ontology annotation, cellular component: extracellular region. The transcript is spliced from 3 exons. Bases 1 to 471 code for a protein of 156 amino acids. NCBI's taxonomy places the organism in Eukaryota, Metazoa, Arthropoda, Insecta, Coleoptera, Chrysomelidae.
AUGGGUUUCAUUGAGGUUAACUUAUCCGGGGUUUUAUAUUUCUUGGAAAAUAGUAUUAUAACUAAACUGGCUCGAAUUUCACCAAAUCCAAAUUCUGAAUGUACGACUGAAGAUGCUGAGAUCUACGUACCCAGUAGCGAUUGUACCAAAUUCUGGCAGUACUCUAACGGUGAAGCAAUUUUGAUGGAAUGUCCAAGUGGUCUCUUAUUCAACGUUGAUACUAUUCAGUGCGAUUGGCCAGAAAAUGUAGAUUGUUCAAAUGUUAGCAGUACUACUACACAGAGUAGUGAUGAUGAAGAAAUUGUUCCAGAAUGUUCAUCGGACGAUUCCGAGAGUUACAUCCCUAAUAGUGAUUGUACUAAAUUUUGGCAGUGUUCUGAUGGUCGAGCAAUUUUACAAGAAUGUCCAAGUGGUCUUUUGUUCAACAACAAUACAAAUUAUUGCGAUUGGCCAGAUCUUGUCGUUUGUUAA